This is a messenger RNA of Acanthaster planci (crown-of-thorns starfish), 3040 nucleotides long. RefSeq names its product solute carrier family 29 member 4 (gene slc29a4). Gene Ontology annotation, biological process: nucleoside transmembrane transport. Gene Ontology annotation, cellular component: plasma membrane. NCBI's taxonomy places the organism in Eukaryota, Metazoa, Echinodermata, Asteroidea, Valvatida, Acanthasteridae. The record is from RefSeq and is a predicted model, not a curated record. Gene Ontology annotation, molecular function: nucleoside transmembrane transporter activity; monoamine transmembrane transporter activity.
GAUCAAGGGUAGCCAGUGGGCCAUCUUCGCGCCAACGAGUCGGCCUUCUGCUGGCGAGAAAGCGGGAUGCUGUCCCUGUAUACGAAACCAGCGACCAUCUCGCCUGGCGUAGCUCCUCCGUUCUUAGUCCGCAUAGUCGAGAUGGUAGCGCCCCGAGGAACCAUGCAGCUGUGCAUUGGACAAGCACAGGCAACAGCAACAGUGGACAAGUUUCCGCCGGCAGAAUCUUCAUCUGUGGUUGCAUUCGAUCGCCAGAUCGUGCCAUGGUGGAGAUUGCCCCGACGCUGGAAUCGAUUCCAACUUCCUUCGCCGAGAAUCUGUCAGGAAAUUAUCUUGUCCUCACUGCUUUUUUGUGUUCGCUGGUAAUGAUCACGCUACAUUAUGAGAAGACAGUUCGAGUUCAGCUGUUCCCUUCACGCAUGCAACAGCCGUCGAAGAUGUGCGUAGGCAAACGCCCUUUCAUCUUUUUUUUCAUCUUCCUUUAUCCGCGUAUUGGCCAGCAGCUGGUGACGUGACGUCAUCGAUAUCACCGUAUUAACCUCACAGAAGACAUUUGGCGGGGAGGAUCUACUGGAGCUUCAAAGCUACAUGUCAGUGUGAUAGCCUUAGAGUCUCGGACUCACAGACACCAAUGAAGACAUCAUCCCGGAGCAUCCCACAUUAUUAAUGCAUGCAGAUGCUAUCAAGCCGAAGUGGUGCUUCAAGGUAACCAACCAGGAUUGGCACUUGAGGCACGCCGUUUGACACCAAGACGGAUGUUAUAGGACGUGUCCCGCUGCCUUUUAUUCAGCAUCAUUGAUCCAGCGUCUAAAUAGAUUGUCAGACGGAAUGGAAUAUGAUGGACCCAUUAACAAAUUAUUUGGUGGGAGCCAACACACUUAACUUGGUGUAUAAUUUACGGAGUGCAGCAAGUGGCUGAUGAGAUGCUUGCAGUUCUUCGGGUGCGAUAACUGACCGGGCAACGUGUCCAGCGCACGCUGAUGACGAGGCCUUGCCAAAGAUGACACCGCAUGGCCAGUCGGCCGUUGCUGGUUUCUCCUCGGCACUCCAUUAGACUCCACACAGUGAUUGCAAUUCGCUUAGAUGUACUCACACAAGGCCCGUAACCUCCAAUUACGUCUGCAUGAUUAAUAUCUGGUUAAUUCAUGGACAAGAAUUGAAGGUGUACGGUUCACAGCCCCAAAGGCAUGUCAGCGUAUAGAGUGAUGAACUCAUAGCUUGAUGUCAUCAAAGGUUCUACAAAAAAGGACAACCUGCAAUUCAGUACUGAAGGAAUUAUUACAGCUUCGUUAAAGGGAAAUCAAUGACUAAGUACUUCCUUGAAAUUACAGGAUCACUUUAAUAAAAUUGAAAGAUAGUGCCUUCUGCAUGCCGCCAUCCAGCAUGUCGCAACUCGACGACGUCUUCAUCAACAGUCGCGACACGGCGGGGCUGAUUGCACCAGACAACAUGGAAUCUCGCCCGUUCCGCCACUACGAUGUCCGGGACGACGCUGCGUCGUCUACCCGCCGCACCGAUAACUCCUCGGACGACAGCGGCAGUGGCGACCCGAUGACGGCCUCGUCCAUCCGCGUGGUCCAUCCGCGAGACCGCUGCAACGUCAUUUAUGCCUCCCUGUUGCUGGCCGGUAUAGGGUUCCUGCUGCCCUACAACAGUUUCAUCACCGCCGUGGAUUACUUCCUGGACAAGUACCCUCGGAGUACCAUCGUGUUCGACAUGAGCCUUACCUACAUCGUGGUAGCGUUCGUGGCGGUGUUUUUGAACAACGCACUGGUGGAAAGUUUCUCACUGCAUGUCCGGGUGACCUUUGGAUACGUCGUAGCCUUCGUGGCGCUCUCCCUGGUCGCGAUUUUCGAGGUUGGAUUGGAGGUGUUUUCCCCAGGGACUGGCUAUUUUGUCAUCCUUGCUGCCGUUGCCAUGGUUUCCCUCGGAUGCACAGUGCAGCAGUCCAGUUUCUAUGGCUACGCCGGGAUGUUACCGAGGCGAUUCACACAGGCCGUCAUGACUGGGGAAAGUGCGGCGGGUCUCCUCACCUCCCUCAACCGCAUCAUCACCAAGCUCCUGGUGCACGACGAGAAGAUCAACACCCUGACCUUCUUCGUAAUGUCUGCUGCCAUGGUGCUGGUCUGCCUGCUGACCCAUCACUUGGCCCGGCGGACGGACUUCGUGAGAUAUUAUAUGACGGCCUGCUCGCGCCGGGAGGAAAGCGUCGAAGACCAGGCGCGCUGGGUGAACCGUUACAAUCAACUUUCUAACGAGAACGAGGCAUCGGCAGAAUUUACCCAAGAAUAUCUUCCGUCGCCCACUGACGGUUGCAACCAAAGCCAGACCACACAUACGAACGGUAGGGCGCCACCACGCGGUUUCUUUGGUGAGGAGACCAGCUUUGAGAUAGAGUUUCCCGAGGUGAAAGCUUACGACCGGUUUCUAUGCAAAGCGCGCGCUUUGAAAAGAGGCCUGGCGAUGAGACGCGAAAUAGCCCGUACGCUGUGGCCCCACAUGCUUUCCAUUGGUCUGGCGUACUUCGUAACCCUGUGCCUCUUUCCGGGGAUCGAGUCUGAGGUUGUUAGUUGCGAUCUCAGAGGCUGGAUGCCCGUCAUUCUGAUGGCCAUCUUCAAUGCAACCGACUUUUGCGGAAAGAUAAUCGGUGCUAUCCCGUAUGAGUGGUCCACCCGUAAACUGGUCCUCGCCGAGGCCCUUCGCUUGGUCAUCAUUCCGCUCAUGGUCCUGUGUGUGGCACCCCGGAACCGGCCGAUCUUGUCCCACGAAGCCUGGUCGAUGGUCUUCUCGGGGCUCCUGGGCAUCACCAACGGGUACUUUGGCAGCGUGCCCAUGAUCAUGGCUCCGGCCAGGGUCAGCGAAAGCAAGAAAGAGUUGGCAGGCAAUAUAAUGACGCUCUCUUACAAUGUCGGCCUGACGACAGGCUCGGCCACGGCCUACCUGUUGAACUACCUGCUGGGGUCCACGCCGGCUGUCAGCUGUGUGUCCCCGGCCAUGGCCAACACAUCCCAGGCCCACAUCCCUGGCUGAUGUGGUUAUG